UUUCUAAACCCCUUAAGCUUCUUCAACCACCCUCAUAUCCCCCAUUCUCACCUCCGUACUCUUUUACUCUUUUAGAGAGAGAGAGAGAGAGAGAGCAGGAGUUUCGGUUUUUAACCUUACUCUCUGUUCAGAUAACAUAGAGAGAGAAAUUAAUAACAUGAAGGUUUGUGUCUGGAGUUGGAGGUUGUAGCAGCUGUGGUGGCAGUACGCAUUGUACUCAGUCUUGGAAGAGUUAACGGUGUUUUCUCAAAAUAGAAAAAAUAUCAGAGAAGCGAGGGCGAGGAAACUAUGGAUCCGUGCCCUUUUCUGCGCUUGACCGUAGGCAAUUUGGCCCUCAAGAUUCCUGUUGCCUCAAAGCCCGCUCGCUCCGUUGUUCAUCCUUCUUCUUCUCCAUGUUUCUGCAAAAUCAAGCUCAAGAACUUUCCGCUCCAGACCGCCGUCGUGCCGUUCAUUCCGCCGGAGAAUCAGUUUCCCGACGGUCACGUCCAUAACGUGGCGGCUACGUUUCACUUGAGCAAGUCCGAUCUCGAAAAGUUCGCCGGAAAAUCGAUAUUUGCCGGAAAAUCGAUAUUCGCCGGGAAACUCAGCUUGAGAAUCUCGAUCUACACCGGCCGGAGAGGUACUACCUGCGGCGUGAACUCCGGGAAGUUGUUGGCGAAAGUGUCCGUGCCGUUGGAUCUGGCGGGAACGGAGUCUAGGCCUUGUACUGUUUUUCACAACGGUUGGAUUUCGGUGGGGAAAGAAGCCAAAGGCUCCUCCGCGCGAUUCCACUUGAAUGUGAAGGCGGAGCCUGAUCCAAGGUUCGUGUUUCAGUUCGAUGGCGAGCCUGAGUGUAGUCCACAAGUUUUUCAGAUCCAAGGCAACAUUAGGCAACCAGUUUUUACUUGCAAAUUCAGUUUCAGAAGCACCGGUGACCGGAAUCAAAGAUCAAGAUCAUUACAAUCCGACCUAGGCAGCUCGAGAAGCUGGCUAAGCUCAUUUGGGAGCGAGCGAGAACGACCAGGAAAGGAACGAAAGGGAUGGUCCAUAACGGUCCACGAUCUUUCCGGCUCACCAGUUGCCGCAGCAUCAAUGGUCACUCCUUUCGUUGCCUCACCCGGGUCUGACCGAGUCAGUCGGUCCAACCCGGGAUCCUGGCUCAUUCUCCGCCCAGGAGACGGGACAUGGAAACCCUGGGGCCGCCUCGAGGCGUGGCGCGAGCGAGGCGGCUCGGACGGGUUGGGCUACCGAUUCGAGCUCAUCCCGGACAUGGGCGCGGCCGGCAUUGUGUUGGCGGAAUCGACAUUGAGCUCACACAAAGGAGGGAAGUUCUUGAUCGACUUGGGGUCGAGCUCGAACGGUCGAGUCACGCCGGUUAACUCGAACUCGCCAGCGUGCAGUCCGAGAGGUAGCGGGGACUACGGGUUGGGGCUGUGGCCAUAUUGCGUGUACAGAGGGUUUGUAAUGUCGGCUAGCGUGGAAGGAGAGAGUAAGUGCAGCAAACCCAGCGUGGAAGUGAGUGUGCAACACGUGAAUUGUACGGAGGACGCUGCUGCUUUCGUGGCUUUAGCCGCAGCUCUCGAUCUUAGUAUGGAUGCCUGUAGGCUUUUCUCUCAUCGACUCAGGAAAGAGCUUUGCCAGCCACAUGAUUUGCUCAGCUAAUGGAUCAUGAUGAUUCAUCAUGAUUAUUCAAUUCGUUUCUUUUUUUUCUUUUAUUCAAAUCUUUUUUUGGUUAAUUGUGAUUGGGGUUUUCGAUGGAAUUUGGAUUCCAUCGGCUGUGAGUGAGAGAUUUACUACUAACAAACAAUCUACAGACUGUACAGUGAGAGAGAGAGGGGUAGACAGGGCACGCUUUGUUUUUACUUGUGUGGCUUGUAUUGAUUAUGUUUUUUUUUUUUUUUUCCUUUUUAUUGAAAAAACUUGCGGGGUUGUUUUCGAUAAAUUUUUAGUCGCUGACUGACUCCAUAAUCUUCAUUUUUUAUAUAAUUCCUAAUUUUAUACUUGCAGUAUAUAAAUAAUAAAGAACAGGUACACGUUAUUAUUA
Molecule: messenger RNA, 2023 nt
Organism: Quercus lobata
Lineage: Eukaryota; Viridiplantae; Streptophyta; Magnoliopsida; Fagales; Fagaceae
Product: formin-like protein (DUF1005)
Exons: 2
Coding region: 289-1641 (450 amino acids)
Source: RefSeq, a predicted model, not a curated record